CGGUCGGCGGUCAAGUAAACCGUAGCAAACCGAGCUCUUAACCUUACGGCUUUCCACCCCGCGCGGCAGUAAUUGAGUCGCGCGACCCAACAUCAGCCCAGCGAAAGGAGAAAGCGGACGCCGAGCGCGGUAAGGUUGGGGUGGUCUGGCCCUUUUUAAUCUAUUUUUUUUCCCACUCGCGGUUUCUUGGCUUACUCGUCUGGGCGGCGAUGGCCCAGUACGCAGUGAAGUCUGUCGACGAUUGGGCGACGCACAACACCGCGACAGAGGCUGGUGCAACUGCAAAUUCGACCACCGCUGCAGACGCCAGCCGAGAUCGAGAAUCAGUUUCCGCGACAGUACAAGAACUAGAAUCAGAUUUGGUUGGAAAGAGCACAGCGGUAACAACUGCGACUCCGAUCAACGAUAAUAUUAAUCGCGCUAGCAAAACAACCACCACCACCACCACCACCGCCGCCGCCACUGACGACGAUGCCUACAGAGCCCGUUCACGCUCUCCUGUGACCGGUAAACCUAAACCAAACGCCCCCUCGUCUCCGGCCACUCACAGCCAGACUGCACCAGCGGCUCGUCAACAACGACAUCAACAAAACCCUUCUUCGAACUCGGCCGAUCAUUCGUCGGCCUCGCCAGCCACAUCUGCACAAGCACCUGGCACCGCAAGUGCCGCCGGCCAGCAGCCUCAGCAACACCGAAGGGUUUACCAAGCAUGUAUCCCCUGCCGCAGGCGAAAGGUCCGUUGCGACCUCGGUUCCGUCGACAACCCCCAUGACCCGCCCUGUGUUCGCUGCCGCCGUGAAAGCAAAGAAUGCUACUUUAGCGCUACGCGCCGCAAACGCAAGGCUGACGACGAGGAUCUGUCCGGUGCUGAGGACGAUUAUGUUCUCCGAAAUGGCCGUAAGCGUGUCCACGAAGGCUCUCCUCCGAUAGACCGUCGCAUGUACUCGGACGUGCCGCUCACUCCAGGUGGCUCGCAAGGCAGGACACAGCCUCUUACACGUCCUCGCCAUGGUUCCGUGGGCAAUGAUGGCAAGAGAACGGGUCGUGCAUCAGGGGCUGGCCUGAACAGCCAAACUGAUGCGCCCAACACACCACUCGAGAACAUGGAGGCAAGGACGCUGAUGCGCCGGGAGGUUUACGGCCCUCAUGAUGCUUUGGACCUCUUGUACAAGGCCGCGACCGAUAGUAGCCCACAUAAGCUCGGCGAGGCAGAAGCGAACAGUCGAACAUCCCAGACGGCUGCUGCGGCCUCUGUCAACUUUCGUGUGCCAGCCGCCGAGUCUGCCGCACGCCCGGUAUCUGCACGUGACAUUGGUAGGCGACAGAGCUCUUUCCGCGCUGAAAGUCGCCAAAGCGGCAGCCAGCAGAACCGCCGUACGGCCGCGCGGCCAGAAGCUCCUCCUGUUGAUGCGCCUAUCGAUCCGCAGCUGACUGCAAAACGUGACGUGACGAGCGAUCCGGGAUACACCGAUGCCUUGAAGGCCUGGGCUCGUUUCCGCUUUGUGAGGGCCGGGUGGUUUACAGCACACGAGGCCAUUGAAUACAUUGACUAUUACUACCAUUACCUUUCCCCACUAACGCCCAUCUCGCCUCCGACUUUCAAAAGUCCUUCAACUCACUUAACACUGCUUACGGAAGAGCCGAUACUCACAGUUACGCUGCUUACAAUCGCCUCGCGUUAUCGACAAGUACCAGGCACGGGCGGUCGUUGUCGGUCCCAAGCCAUCCAUGAGCAGCUUUGGACAUAUCUGCGAGGAAUGAUAGAAAGGGUAGUAUGGGGGCAAGAAGCAUUCGGCGGUGGAUUUUGUGGCUCUUACACCAUGGGCCAUGAAGAAGCUCAGACUUCGAGCACCGCGCCAUGGAGAGGUCUUCGCAAGGGCAGCUUGAGGACUCUGGGCACUAUCGAGUCACUCCUGAUUCUGACCGAGUGGCACCCACGCGCCCUUCACUUUCCACCCGCAGAGGCUAUCGACGAGCUGAUGCUGCCUUCGCUUUACGAUGGCCCCGACGAGCACAUGGGCCCGGAUGGCGCUGCCCAACGGCCGUCGGCCACCACGGGCGUUGGCGGGAAGCGCAUCGAGAGCUGGCUCGAGCCCGCUUGGAGAAGCGAUCGUAUGUGUUGGAUGCUCCUUAGCACCGCUAUGGGUCUCGCAUAUGAGCUGGGCGUAUUCGAUGACAUAGAAGAGCUUCUGGCCACGGGCGCCAUUGCACGGCCUGAGUAUGAAGACGAGGCUUAUCGUCUUCGUGCCCACCGAAUUAAGCGACUAGUCUUGGUGUACCUAAGCCAGCUUGCCGGUCGGCUUGGCUGGACCAACAUGGUUCCAGAGAAUCUGCGCAAGUCCGACUCUGUCCUGGCCCCACGUCGGCCAGCAUCAGAGGGAGCCACUCCUGGAACCACUCUUUCCGCUAUUUCGGGCUCUUUCAACUAUAUUCCUGACCUCGAAAUGGACGACCAGAUUAUCCAUUGUUGGGCAGGAAUCAGUCACGCCAUGUACAUGGGCAACGAGAAGCUCUUCCGGUCACGCAAGCACACCACAGAUAUCAUACAGAGCGGUCGCUACAUUCAGCUGCUAGAGGAUUUUACGCCCAUGCUGCGGGAGUGGUGGCGCCAGUUUGAGCGCUACCGGCUACCACCGUACAUACGCCAUAUCCUUACCAUCGAGUACGAAUAUGUGCGCAUCUACAUCAACUCACUUUCGCUCCAGGCCGUUGUAGAGCGCUGCACCAACAAUGCGAGUAACGCAAGCGGCCACGGAAACGAUCAGCUCUCUCCUCAGACCCAGAACUACUUUGGAAAGCUACCACUCGGUCACCUCGGGGGUUUUGGUGUGCAAGACCAGGACUACGUUAAGGAAGUGGUGGAUGGGAGUCGGAACCUGCUGCGAGCUGUUGUUGAUGGUCUCUUACCCAACGACUAUCUCAAGCAUGCUCCUGUGCGGACCUACUUCCGCAUAAUCAGCGGUGCCAUGUUCCUGCUCAAGACCUUUGCAUUGGGCGCCCCUCGCUCCGACGUCGAAAUCUCCAUCGCGCUCAUGGAUAGGACCGUUGAUGCCCUUCGUAAUUGCGUCGUUGAUGACGUUCAUCUCGGGAUCCGCUUCGCCGACCUGCUCGAGACCCUGACAAGCCGACUACGGAAUCGCUUCAUUCAUGCUCCCACGCAUACCCUCAACAACCACCCCAUCCCAGGCGGCUCAUCGACUGACAGGUUGAGCCCGCAACCGCGUGUGGAUUCUGGCAUGGCAGACACUAACAUGGGCGGCAUGCAUAUAAGUAGCCAUGACGUUGAUACAUGGCUAAGACCCAACGGUCAAGGCUCUCUGGCGUCCCUGUCCGCCGCCGCGGCUGCCGUUGCGAACCCGCAUGGUCUGGAUCGGUCCACCACCCCGGCAAACAUCUCGGCUACACCCUUCGAGAUCAGCGCCGGCAACAUACCUUACCCCACGGGCCAGGCGUCUAUAUUUGCACCCACGACGCCGGCAGCCAGCGGCAGCAUGGACCACCACCACAAUCCGCUGCCUGACAACAUGUUUGGUGACCCGUCUGACUGGAACAACUCGAGCAGCGAGAUGUGGUACCUCCCAACGGGACCUGCUUUUUUUCAGAACAUGGGUGACAGUGCCGUCGCCAUGACGGCCGAGGGUGUCAACGUGGGAGGCAUCGACCUGCUUGAGUACAUGGCCAUGGACCAGUUCCCAAUCGAGGGCAGCGGGUUUUAGCGGGACGGGAGGAGCAAAGGAGUGGCCAGUAACAGUCACGGCUGUGCUAUGAAUCUGAAUUUGAGGCGUUUAUUCUGGAGUAUCCAACUGUUUUCUCUUUUCUUUUCUUCUUUACUUUCUUUCUACUGCUCAGAAGUUGGUUCCACGGGUUGUUAGCGUUAGGCAUGGCACGGUAUGGCAGGCGUGAGGGGAUUUUGUGUUUGAAUCAAUGAGAACUAGAAACGAACCUCGAAUUGUGGUGGUUUCCAGUACAUAUACCAGAAAAGGACGGUGGGCGAGUUAAACAUAAAGAGAUUCGUUACCAAGACCGAAGUGCCCUGUUCUGUCCUUGGCGGGCUUUCAGUACUCCAGCUACACAAGCUUGGUUUUUUGCGAGCCGUUGGUGUCUCGAAUUUCUAGAUGGCGUCACCUUUGGUGUGCCGCGAUCAAGCAUUCUGGACUAGCACAAUAGACUAGAGUUCUAGAACACGAAAAAGUGAAGUGGUAUUUAUAAGUUACGGUGUAUGAGGUAUAUAUAUUUAUGUGUAUUUAGAUAGAACUCGGCCUACAAAGAGAAAAAAAAAAACGACCGCGAUAAGAAGAGAACUACAACAAUAUAGGGAAAGGCCUAUGCCCCGCCCCAUUCAGUGGGUUGGGUCAAGGAUGCUUUAGAUCACACAAAAGACGAUCUUUUUAUGAAGAAAGAGGUGAUGAAAUAUGCUUUUUUCUUGGGGGUAUGAGAAAUAAG
Pyricularia oryzae 70-15 is the source of this 4443-nucleotide messenger RNA. RefSeq lists its product as uncharacterized. Gene Ontology annotation, molecular function: zinc ion binding; DNA-binding transcription factor activity, RNA polymerase II-specific. Gene Ontology annotation, cellular component: nucleus. The record is from RefSeq and is a predicted model, not a curated record. The coding region runs from base 210 to 3716 and encodes 1168 amino acids. The transcript is spliced from 4 exons. Gene Ontology annotation, biological process: positive regulation of transcription by RNA polymerase II; aromatic amino acid catabolic process. Lineage: Eukaryota; Fungi; Ascomycota; Sordariomycetes; Magnaporthales; Pyriculariaceae.